AACAGGGCACAAUAUUUUACGACUUUGAUUAAAAGUCAGAUGUGCCACUUCCGGUAGGCACACAGAUGAGGAACGAAGGAUGGAUAAUUCUUUUUUGACAGAGGAAGAGAGAAGGAGAGUUGGUGCCUUUCAAGAAAAAGUAAAGAAGUAUAGAGGAGGUGGCCAGGACCUACUGCCAUGGAAUACAGCUGUCAAGUUUCUUAUGGCCAGGAAGUUUGAUUGUCAGAGGGCAUUAGAAUUAUAUAUCAAUCAUGAGGAGACAAGAAAUCGAGAAGAUCUGAGUGUCAUCCAGACAGGCGAUGAACAGCUGAAAAAAGAACUCUCCACGGAGAAAUUUACUAUUCUGAGUGGCAGAGACAGAAAUGGUGCAGCCAUUGCCUUAUUUACAGCCAGAAUCCAUCAACCUAGCCUCACCACCCACCAGCUGGUCCUGAAAGCCCUUGUCUAUCAGCUAGAUGCUGCAUUAGAAAGUAUUGAAACUCAGAGAAAUGGUUUGGUAUUUAUAUAUGACAUGACAGAUUCCAAGUACUCCAAUUUUGACUAUGAACUCAGCAAAAAAAUCCUCAACAUGCUAAAGGGUGGCUAUCCAGCUAGACUAAAGAAAGUCCUCAUUGUAACAGCCCCACUGUGGUUUAAGGCACCUUUUAAAAUUCUCCGACUUUUUGUGCGGGAAAAAUUACGAGACAGGGUUUAUACCAUAAACUUGUCCCAGCUUACACAGCAUAUACCUCAAGAAGCACUUCCCAGGCAGUUGGGGGGCAUGUCAUCCAGCCAACACAAAACAUGGCUACAGCUGUGCUCCCAACUAGCCCUCAAAGAGGAGGCAGAUAUGAACUCUUAUUUUGUGUCAUUUAAAAGAAACACAAUGGAGGAUGGACGUGAUUCUACUUGUCGCAGUGUGUCGAGUGACAUGUCAGAUCAUAACAUACUUCAUAGUGACAUUGAUUCUGAGGAGUCUAAAGAAACUGUGAAUGAGAAACAGAAUAAUGAGGACCUAGAAAAAGAGGAUUCCAGUGACGAAAAGGAGGUCAAUGAGGAGAAGGAUGAUUGGUCAAACUCAGCCCCAUCCAAACGGAGGCUUGAUUCUGUGAGUGAAAAUGACUCAGUAAAAAGAGCAGCUCAGGAGAACAAUGAGGAGAAUAAUUUUGAGGAGAAAUCCAUCGACAGUCCUCGUAAGAAGCGCCCCUCCUCCUCCACAUCCUCAAUGUCCAAUAACACGAUGGAGGAAAGUAUACACAUGCCUGAGGAAGAAGGCAUGGACUUGGACCAAUUAGUAGAAUAUACUCGCACCAUGAGGAGGCAUGGACUUAUGGAAGAGUAUGCCAGUAUUAAAAUGGAACCUCCAGCAGGGACAUUCACUUUAUCAAAAGCAAAGCACAAUCUUCCAAAAAACCGCUAUUCUGACGUAUUAUGUUUGGACCACUCUCGAGUCAUACUCCAAGUCCUGAACAAUGAUCCCAGCUCAGACUACAUUAAUGCUAACUUUGUUGAUGGUUAUAUGCACAAAAAUGCCUACAUAUCAACACAAGGUCCAUUACCAAAGACCUUUGGAGAUUUUUGGAGGAUGGUAUGGGAAAAUCAGGUCAUGGUCAUUGUUAUGACCACAAGGGCUGUGGAGCGUGGACGAGCUAAGUGUGGUCAGUAUUGGCCCCCAGAUGAAGACGCCGAGGAACAAUUUGAGGAUUACCUUGUAAUAAACACUCGUAUGGAGGUAUACCAGGACUACAAUAUAUCAUGGCUUUUCCUGCUUAAUACAAAGACAAAUGAAUCUCGGCAGAUUUACCACCUUCAGUUUACUUCCUGGCCCGACUAUGGGACCCCCAGCUCAGCUGCAGCGUUCUUGGAUUUUUUGUUCAAAGUGCGAGCCUGUCAGGAGGAGGCAGUCAGCUCCUUAGGGUCCAGCUGGCAGGGGCAUCCUCUGGGUCCUCCAAUUGUAGUACACUGUAGUGCUGGCAUUGGUAGAACAGGCACAUUCAUCACAACUGAUGUCAGUCUGCGUAGACUUGAACAUAUACAGACAGUCAACAUUAGAGACACAGUCCGCCGCAUAAGGUCACAGAGAGCCUUUAGUAUACAAAUGCCUGACCAGUAUGUGUUCUGUCACUUCGCCAUCAUUGAACAUGGCAUGAGAGAGGGCGUUAUAGGAGAUGUGGAUUGGACUGGGUUUGACGAUAGCGACAGUGACCUGAGUGAUUGAGGAGGGCAUUUCUAAUAAUGUGUCACAUCAUAUGGCAUGUCAUGUGAUAUCUCAUGUGAUUUGACAUUUCAUUUGGUAUAUCAUGUGAUCUGUGAUGAUCAUGUGAUCUGUGAUGCCAUGUGGUGCAGUUUUGUUAAUAUUUUCUCAGUUUUAAGUGAUUAGUGUAUUUAUGUUAUUUUUUAUUAGUUUACUUGGUAUUUUUUGUAGUACUUUUGUUACUUUUGUAUUAGCAGUGGAAAAAAAAGAUUGUUAUUUUUGUAUUAAAUCUUUUUUGGGUAGCUCAUCAUUGUUUUCAAAAGAAUCAAUUGCUAGUCCUUCAGUGGAAUUAACCAUUGGACAUAUUUACUUGUAUGUUUCUUUAAUUUAUAUGAUAAAAUUAAUUUAUAAGUGCAUCAUCAUUUUGUCCACAUCUUUAAAGGUGCCAAUUUUCUAUCAUUAAUACAAUAUUUGUCAACUAAGUUGACAUUUUCAUAGAUCUGAUGGUUUUGCUUUAUAGUGUUUGUACAAGGUAUCUUACACUUUUAACACUGUGUUACAGUGUAUAAUUGUGGAUAUCUCAGAAAAUCUACAUAUUAUGCUUUUCAUCAAUUAACGUUAAUUUUGUGUGAUGGAAGUGUAAAAAAAAAAAAUUAACAAAAACCAUCAUUUUGUUUACUGAUUUAUGGGGGGGGGAGGACCCAGAAAAACUGAAUAAAAUGGACAAAUUUACGAUGUCAGGUAUUAAAUGACAAGUUCACUUUUCUAAAAAUUAUUUACCUAUGUUGGCAAAGACUGUGAUUUUCUAGUUAUCGUCUAUAUUUAGCUGUUAAAUGAUUUUCAAAAGCUUUGCACUCUUCUUACCAAGUCUCAAUAAGGGACUAAUAGAAAAAAUUGUAUCCAAUCAUUAUUAUGAACAUAAUUAUUGCAUUUGUCAGAAUGUUUACUAAGACAUGCUGUAUGCUAAAUGAGGCUUAAUUUGUCAUGCUAAGAAAAAUAUUUCUUGUAAAUCUAAGAUUCUGAGUCUUAAAUUUCUUCGCAUAGUAACAGUGUUUCCUGUAUUGAAGUAUUACUUAGUAUACUAUUGUUCCAAAUGCCUAAUACACUCCAGCCUUGUUAAUCUAGAUACUUGUGUUCCCCAGCAAAUCAUCCCAGAUUAAUGAAGCUUCCGUAUUACUGAAAUGGACCUUUUAUAAUUGGUAAAUAUAAUUUUUAUUUUUUUCGAUGGGAAGGUGAAGCUUCUGGAUAAUUAGUGUCCGGAUUAAUGAGGCUCCACUGUAAUUGCCUUUGUAUUAAACAUGUAUAUUAAAUAUUAAUACAGUUACUCAUGUUAACUACAUACAUGUACCAGACUUGUAACCAGAUUAAUGGUGUCAUAACAGUAUUUGGUUGGAGGUUCAUGUCAAAACAUGGUCGAAAUAAUUCCUGAAUCUCCCCUACUGUUUCAGGCUUUUCUGCGUGAGACUUGGACUAAUUUUUUUUUAUAGGAUAAAAAAACUGUAUGUAAACUUUCUUAUUAUACCAGAUUUAUUAAAAUUUUGGCAUGCUGUAUUUGAGGGGAAUGAUUAGGCCCUGCACUUGAUUUUCAAGCACCUACUUAACUUUGGCCAAAGCAAAGUUGUGUGACUUGCUGGAUGGCUAUGUGUUUGUUUUGGGUACUAAAAUAUAUACAGAGAAUUGAUUUACAACAUUUGAAAAGGAAAACUCUCAAAGGUUUGUUUUUAAAUUAUACCACACACUCAAAGGUGUGCAUUUUUAUUAAGAAUAUAUAGCCGAAUUCAUUACUGUAGUGGCACCUAUUUGAUUCAAAUGUUUUAGUGUAUAUAUUGAUUAACAAUUACUGUCUUGUGAAAUCCAGUAAUAAUUAACAUUUUAACUUUCUCAUUUGAUAAACACCUGAAAGUCAAAUGUACAUGUCCAGGAAGAUAGUUUGGCUACAAAAAAAGUUAAUAAGACUAGUAUACAUAGUAAAGAGAAAACUGUAUAUGGAAAUCUGAAAAUAUAGAAUUCUCUAAAAGACAAUCAAAUAUGCUGUGUGCCUCCUUCAAAAGAACUUUUUAUAAAGGAAAAUUAGUUAUAAAGGUUUCUUUUAGUGCACAGAAAAAUCAUUUUGUUCACUAAGAAUGUGAGAAGGACUAAAAUUAUAUUGUUUAAGUUUUUUGAGUUUUGUAAGAAAUCUUGAUAAAUUUUGAUUUUUUCAUUGUGUACUUUUAAUGCAUGUAUGUAUAGAAUUAAAUUUCCCCUUUCAUAUUAUCGUGAUAUACAACAGGUAUUAGUGUGCUGAAAGAACUAUAUACGGUAAGGGCGUAUUCCUGCCCCCAUAUUAGUCAAAUUUUGAAAAACUCUUGAAAUGAGCAAAAGUGCAUAUAAAUGUAUAAAAUAAUCCAAAUUAAGAUAAUAUAUUAUAAAAUUGGAAAAAAUAGUUGGCUUUUCUCGUCUCUGUGACGUCACAAACUAUUUGGAUUUCCGUUAUUUUUAAAAUAGAGGCCAAAAUGCACAGAGUUUGUUCAAUUUUGACUAUAGUAUUUAUAGAGCGCAAGCUUGCUCAGGUACCAUAUUCACAUAUUUCAUUGAUAUUAUCAUUCUACACAUUAUAUCAAAAGAUCUAGUCUGAGCAGACCUGCGCUCGAUAAUUUCCAAUCAAAAUACCGACGUAAAAUACACUUUUCUCUCAAAAUUAUUGCAAUUUUGAAUUUACGUCAUUUUAUUGACGUCAUAUCUAACUAAUGAUGUCAUAAUUGAUAAAAAUAUUUAAUGCUUUGAAGUCUGCAAAAAUCCACCUGGUUUAGAACAUAAUUAAAGAUUUCUCCAUCAAAGUUUUAUUUCGGGGGCAGAUACUGGCCACUACAGAAUAUAGUCCUUUGUAGUCAGUGUUUCUUUUCAGAAUAAUACAAAUACAAUCAUGCAUGUGGAGAUCAAUAAUUAAAUAUGCAAGUUUUAUAAACAUUAGCAUUAAAAUAUAAGCCUCAAGGCUUAAUUAAAGGAAAACAAUAACUGGUCAACUAGGGUACAUAACCAGUAAACUGGUCUAAACCACUCUUCUCUCUAAAUGCUAUUUUUUCCAAACUCUGUACAGCUUAAAUGUGUAAACUUGGACAUGUAUAAUUUAUGUCAGAAGAAAAAUUAGACUUCCUACUGGUGUUUAGUGGAUAUAAGAGACAUGGAUUUCUACUGGUUUUAGUGGAUAAAAGCUAGGGAAAUGGGUUCCUACUGAUUGAAGUGGAUACAAGGGAAAUGGUGGAUAGAAUUUUUGGGGGGGUUAAAUUUAUUUGAUUUUCAAAGAACAUGUUAAAGUAAGAGUAUAAAAAAGUUAAAGGAGAUGCACAGUAUAAGGUGACAGUCCAACAUUUUUCAAUAUUCUCUAAACUGAUUCCAUAUGAAUUAGAUUUUUACCACUGGGGGCUCUAAAUUGCAGAAAUUCUUAUAUUUUGUCUUUGAAAAUCUUCAUACAUUGGAUGUGUCACCAAAUCAAAUAUUCCUCAUUUUAUUUCAUUUUUUAUCCAAAGACAUGUAAGUCCCUUAAAUAAAAGAUAACAUUUUGACUUUGUUUAGUAAAUAGAAAAGUGGGUUUUCUAUUUCCAUUUUUAUUAAUUGAAAAAUUUAAUUAUUGAUUUUCAAACAUUGAUUUUUAUAAAAGUCUGCAUAGAGUGAUAGACUUCUUCAGAAAUGUACAGUGAAGGUUUUGAGAUACGUGUAACUGAAUAUUUUCUCUAAGUUUUCUCGUAUAUUGGUAUGAACUUAGUGGUAGUAUUAAAACAAAUUAAGAAAGCAAAGCUUUGCAUUAAAACUAUAAUCCUGAUGUUUUCCGAGUGUAUCUGCAUGAACCUAUAGGGAGUUAAAUUUACAUUCCAACUUUUUAUUUUAUUAAUCUGUACAAAUUAUUGGUAUUUUGAUUUUUUUUAUAAUAAUAUCAAACAUAUUAUUAAAAUAUAGCCUUAAAAAAAUUUCCCCCCCAAAAUUAUUAUUUAAAAUCAUACUCUUGAGUAUAUCUACCACCAAAACUUGGUCAGAAAUGUCAUUUAAUAAGUAAAAAUGUAUAAUACAUGUACAUAAUUAUGGUUUUCAAUGUUAUUUGCAUCUCAUUUUAAAAUUUUUAUUAAUGAACAAAAAUAAAGCCAUGUAAUUUUAAUCCAGUUUCAAAGGUUAUUCAAAUUAAAUACAAAUUAGAAUUAAAAAUUAAUUUUUAAAUUUUCAAAAAGUGAAGUUUGAUAUGGGCCAGUAGUACACGUUGUGUUGUAAUUGUCGUCGUGUUUUAAUUCUGUGACUGUGUUAAUUAUUAAUCACCAUGUCUAUCAAUAUUGUCAUUUCAUGAUACAUGUAAAAGAAUAAAGUAAUAAAAUACAGUAUUCCA
Molecule: messenger RNA, 6524 nt
Organism: Saccostrea echinata
Lineage: Eukaryota; Metazoa; Mollusca; Bivalvia; Ostreida; Ostreidae
Product: tyrosine-protein phosphatase non-receptor type 9-like
Exons: 12
Coding region: 80-2197 (705 amino acids)
Biological process (GO): protein dephosphorylation
Molecular function (GO): protein tyrosine phosphatase activity
Source: RefSeq, a predicted model, not a curated record